GCCUUUCUUCUGCUACCUCCCUCCUAGACGCGUCGUCUGUCCAAGCGCGUCUUCCACAAUGACCUCCACCAUCGACACCAAGCAGAUCGGCCAGCCGAAGCAGCGCCAGCGCCGCCAUGUCCGCUCUCUCACGGGAUUUAUUGGCGACAAAGACGAACAGGGCAAGGAAAUAUGGCCUCGCGGCGACGAGAAGACCUGGAAGGAGUGUUUGCGCGGCGUCGACGUUGACGUCCCAUCCAUAUCCAAGUCCAUUGUGAACCAUGUCCAGACUUCGCUCGCUCGCCAAGCGUACAACCUCGACGAGCCAGGCGCAUAUCAGGCGGUCUCUCUGUCUGCGCGCGAUGACCUCAUUAUGAACUGGAAUGAUACCCAAAGUCAAUACACACGCUCCGCGCCAAAGCGUGCGUAUUAUUUAUCCAUGGAAUUCCUUAUGGGACGUGCGCUCGACAAUGCGCUUCUUAACCUCGGUCUUAAGAAUGAGUUCAAGGAUUCCACCGAAAAAUUGGGCUUCAACCUCGAGGACCUCAUCGAUGUUGAGCGCGAUGCAGGCUUGGGAAACGGUGGUCUUGGCCGGCUCGCCGCCUGCUACCUUGAUUCUAGCGCGAGCACUGAGCUUCCCGUGUGGGGCUAUGGUCUGCGCUACAAAUACGGUAUCUUCCAACAGUUGAUUGCCUCUGAUGGUUCUCAGCUCGAGGCACCUGAUCCGUGGUUAAAUAACACCAACCCGUGGGAACUUCCGCGUACCGAUGUGACCGUUGAAAUCCGUUUCUAUGGUCAUUCUGAGCGACUUGACAAUGGCAAGGCUAUCUGGAGUGGUGGUCAAGAGGUCAUUGCCGUUGCUUAUGACGUUCCGAUCCCGGGAUAUCAUACCAAAACGACGAACAACUUGCGUCUCUGGGAGAGUAAACCCGUUCGCGGCUUUGAUUUCAACUCGUUCAAUGCGGGCGACUACGAGAGAGCUGUGCAGUCCUCGAACGAUGCGGAGACCAUUACCUCCGUCUUGUAUCCAAAUGAUAACACAAUGGUUGGCAAGGAGCUGCGCCUUAAACAACAGUAUUUCUGGACUGCAGCUAGCUUGAGCGAUAUCGUUCGUCGUUUCAAGAACCUAGGCAAGCCAAUUGAAGAGUUCCCAGAUUACGUAGCUAUUCAGCUGAACGAUACUCAUCCGACUUUGGCUAUCCCUGAAUUGAUGCGUCUACUCAUUGAUGAGGAGGAUGUCCCAUGGGACAAGGCAUGGAACCUUGUUCAAAACACUUUCUUCUUCACAAACCACACAGUCCUUCCGGAGGCACUUGAGAAAUGGCCUGUCCCGCUCUUGCAACACCUCUUACCGCGUCACAUGCAGAUUAUCUUCGAUAUCAACUUGUUCUUCCUCCAACAAGUUGAGAAGCAGUUCCCUGGAGACAGGGAUAGGCUUGCACGCAUGUCGCUCAUCCAGGAGGGUAUUCCGCAGUAUGUGCGCAUGGCAAACCUUGCAUGUAUUGCCAGUCGGAAAGUCAAUGGUGUUGCGGAGCUGCAUAGUGAGCUCGUGAAGACGACGAUCUUCAAGGACUUUGUGGAUUUCUAUGGCGUUAGCAAGUUCUCCAACGUUACUAACGGCAUCACUCCACGCCGUUGGCUCGACCAGUGCAACCCACUACUGUCGAACCUCAUCACCGAGACGCUCAAGUUACCGAAGGAAGUAUGGUUGAAGGACCUGUUCCGGCUUGAGGGUCUUCUUAAGCAUGCGGAUGACCCGGACUUCCAAAAGAAGUGGGCUGCAGUCAAGCAGAACAACAAGGAGCGACUUGCUCGUUAUGUUGAGAACCAGCUCGGGAUCAAAGUCAACACGAGGGCGAUGUUCGAUGUACAGAUUAAGCGUCUGCAUGAGUACAAGCGUCAAACAUUGAACCUCCUCGGGGUCGUCCAUCGUUACCUGGCUUUGAAGGCGAUGACCCCUGAACAGAGGAAGAAGGUCAACCCUCGCGUUGUCUUCUUCGCUGGGAAAGCCGCUCCAGGAUACUACAUUGCCAAACUCACGAUCCGUCUAAUUGUGAACGUUGCGCGUGUCAUCAACGCUGACCCCGAUACCAAGGACUAUCUUGAGAUGUUCUUCUUGCCGGAUUACUCGGUUUCCCUUGCGGAGACCCUUAUUCCGGCUUCGGACUUGUCGCAACAUAUCAGUACGGCAGGAACUGAGGCGUCUGGUACGAGUAACAUGAAAUUCUGCUUGAAUGGAGGACUGUUGCUUGGUACUGUCGAUGGUGCGAACAUUGAGAUUGCGGAAGAAGUUGGCGAGAGUAACGUCUUCUUCUUCGGACAUUUGACACCCGCGGUCGAGGAGUUGCGUUAUCAGCACACAUACCACCCUGUUCCUGUAGAGGAGAAAUCUCCCGCGCUAGCAGUAGUGCUCAACGAAAUUUCUGCAGGCCGCUUCGGUGAUGGUCAUGUUUAUGAACCGCUCCUCAACACCAUUAGAACCGGUGACUACUACUUGAUCACAGAGGACUUCGAUUCUUACAUCCAAGCCCUUGCGAUGGUGGAUGAAGCGUACCAAGACCGCACAGAGUGGAUCAAGAAGAGUAUCCGUACUAGCGCGAAGAUGGGCAAGUUCAGCUCCGAUCGCGCCAUCAUGAACUAUGCCGAUGAGUACUGGAACAUUGAGCCGUGCAAGGUUCACUGAACGUUCACUUCCAAAUUGCCCUCCCGCGAGUCUGGAGAAAGGUUUUGUCAACACAAUUUACAAGUGUCGUGGUGGUAGACAGAUAAAUGGACGCUGUGAAAAAUGUGGUUCUUCUGUCCUUUCAUAUUCUGUUUCUGUCCAAAUUUCCACAAAAAUAACGAACAUUGUCAAUAGGCGCGCAUGUAUUGGGGAAUCGUUGUGUAGAAAUAAAUA
Molecule: messenger RNA, 2875 nt
Organism: Fomitiporia mediterranea MF3/22
Lineage: Eukaryota; Fungi; Basidiomycota; Agaricomycetes; Hymenochaetales; Hymenochaetaceae
Product: glycosyltransferase family 35 protein
Exons: 17
Coding region: 59-2662 (867 amino acids)
Biological process (GO): glycogen catabolic process
Cellular component (GO): cytoplasm
Molecular function (GO): glycogen phosphorylase activity; pyridoxal phosphate binding
Source: RefSeq, a predicted model, not a curated record